Molecule: messenger RNA, 6351 nt
Organism: Populus trichocarpa (black cottonwood)
Lineage: Eukaryota; Viridiplantae; Streptophyta; Magnoliopsida; Malpighiales; Salicaceae
Exons: 2
Coding region: 1045-3789 (914 amino acids)
Source: RefSeq, a predicted model, not a curated record
AACCAUAUUAUUCGAUAGUUUCACUCACAUUUAACUAGUGUUUUGCCUAUUGUUUUAUGUAUAAAAUGCCUUGAUAUUCUUUGUUUUAUGUUUUGAAGGCACCUUUAGAUGAAAGAUGCAAAAAGGAGUAAAUUGGAGAUAAUUGGCAGAUUUGAUGUUCAGUCGAUGUUUUGUGCAGAGCGUGAGUUCUAAAAAUCGAAACGAAGUGAUUCCAGUGGCAUUAGAAAGAUAACAUCCAUACCUUUCUGGAAAUCUAAGUGAAGAAAAAUAAAAUGACAAAGAGUAUGGAAAUCACAUCCUUCAAAGUCAAAACUCGCAUUCUGCCAGUGUUGACCUUUGUCCAUUCAAAAUUCAAUAUCUGGAGAUGUUGAUAUCCAAUUGAUGCAAACUCAAUUGUUUUGGAUUCCUGACUCAAAGUUGUAUAAACGCUCCAAAUUUCAGCCAAAAACGAUGUCAUAUGAGGGUGAUAUGAUUUUUCAAAGAUGACAGCUAAAUUCUGCCAGCAAUCAGGUUUCGUGAAGAAACAAAUCCAAAUUACAUCCCGAAGCAUCAAAACCGACAUCCAAGUUUUAAUUUCAGCAAUUUAGCUCCUCAAGAACAUCAAUCCAGAAGGUCAAGGAAGGCAGCCACCAACCUCAAGCCACCAACCUCAAACCACCAACCAGCCGCCAGCCGCCAGCCGCCUUCACACUACCACCAUCUCUUGAUGUUCACACUUGAACUUUGAUUUUUCUUACUUGCAAUUUGUGUAUAAAUAGGCAGCUAAGUUCAUGAUAUUAGGGGAGCCAAGAGAGAGGGAGAGGGAGUGCAGUAGAAUCAAAGAAAGAAGGGUGGCAGCCAUAAGAGAAGAAACACAAACUCUCCCCUCUACAAAUCAGAAAUCAUGUAUUCUUUCAUCUUUAGGAGUAGUUUUUCAAUAGAUAUGCAAGGCUAAGCUCGUUUUCUUGGUUGUAAGGACGCAAACACCUUCAGAUUUCAAGAACUUUGGAUCUCGAAAUAGAAAACACUUUACGCAGGUUACGAAAGGAAGCUCGCCUCAACACCAUGGCUGUUGCACGACAACAAACACUCAAGGAGCUUGCUGCUCCUAACGUGGAAAAUCAGCCACUGUGCAUAAACAUCGAAAAUAAUGUAAACUUUGAGCUCAAAUCUGGUUUUAUACAUUUGCUACCAACAUUCAAUGGUCUUGCAGGAGAAGAUCCUCAUACUCAUCUCAAGGAGUUCCAUAUGGUUUGCAUUGGCAUGAAACCGAAUGGAGUUGACGAAGAACAGGUUAAGUUGAAAGCUUUCCCUUUCUCUUUAAAAGGGGCAGCAAAGACAUGGCUUUUCUCUAUUCUCCCAGGUUCCAUUGGAACUUGGAAUGCCAUGAAGAAGAUUUUCCUUGAGAAGUACUUCCCAGCAUCUCGAGUUGCCAACAUAAGGAAAGAAAUAUGUGGGAUUCGGCAAUCUCAUGGAGAGACACUCUCCGAAUAUUGGGAAAGAUUUGAGCAACUCUGCAUUCAAUGUCCUCAUCAUCAAAUACCCGAUCAGCUGCUCAUUCAAUACUUUUAUGAAGGAUUGAUGCCUACUGACCGUAGUAUCAUUGAUGCUGCAAGUGGAGGGGCAUUGGUAGAUAAGACACCCGAGGCUGCACGCCAAUUGAUCUCAAACAUGGCAGCCAACUCGAAACAAUUUGGCACUCGUGGAGACUUCUCAAACAAACGAGUAAAUGAGGUAAGUGUUUCUAACCUUGAAAAUAAAGUUAAUGAUCUUACUUCUCUUGUGCGUUCUUUGGCUUGUGGAAAUGUGCAGCAGGUGAAAGUUUGUAGCAUAUGCUCCUUACAAGGACAUGCCUCAGAUAUGUGCCCAACAAUGCAAGAAGAUUACAUUGAACAGGCUAAUACAGUUGAUGGAGCAUUCAAUGGACAACCCCAACGUAAAUAUGAUCCCUUUUCCACCACAUACAAUCCUGGAUGGAGAGAUCAUCCCAACUUACGCUAUGGGAACCCACCUCAACAAAGCAAUCAAGGCCGACAAUUCCAUCCCCAUGGAUUUCAAUCCCAACAGAAUUAUCAAGCAAGACAACCCCCUCCUCCAUUCACAAACUCCAAUGUUAUGGGGUCGUCAUCCAAUGAUGAUCUUCGUGAGAUGAUGAAAACUUUGGCUUCUAACACUGUGACCUUACAACAAAAUGUCAUGUCUUUUCAACAGGAAACACGGUCAAGUAUUCACAACUUGGAAAAGCAAAUGGGGCAAGUAGCUUCAAGUGUAGGGAAAUUGGAGGCACAAAUGAAUGGAAAGUUACCCUCCCAAUCAUUGAAUCCAAAAGAGAAUGUUAGUGCGAUCAUGUUGCGAAGUGGGAAAGAACUUGAAGAGCAAAGGUCGAAACAAAUUGAGAUUGAGAAAGAAGAAGAGAUAGAAACCGAAUUGAGUAGAAAGAAGAAACAUCCUCCUCUUUCCCAAACUGAAACAAUGACCAUUACUCCGAAGGUAAGUCCUAACUCAAUUAAUUCCAGUUUUCAACUAAUUCCACCCUUUCCUGUGAAUUCUUCUAGGUCAAAGAAAGAGGACAAAGAAAAAGAGAUUUUAGAGGUUUUCAAGAAAGUGGAACUCAACAUUCCUUUGCUUGAUGCUAUCAAGCAAAUUCCGAAGUAUGCCAAAUUCUUGAAGGAGUUGUGUACUACCAAGAGAGCUUUCAAAUUGAAUGGUCACGAAACGGUAAGUAUGGGUGAAGUUGUAUCUGCUAUUGUUCUAAAGAAUAUGCCUUUGAAGCAAAAGGACCCAGGUGCGUUUACUAUCCCAUGUGUUAUUGGUAAUGCUAGUUUUAACAGGGCCUUAUGUGAUUUAGGUGCAUCCAUUAGUGUUAUGCCUAAACAAGUUUAUGAUUCUCUUAGUCUUGAGCCUUUGAAUAAAACUAGUAUUGUAAUACAACUUGCGGAUCGUAGUUUUGUUUAUCCACUUGGUGUGAUAGAAGAUGUCCUAGUCAAGAUUGAUAGUUUGGUUAUUCCAUGUGAUUUUUAUAUUCUUGAUAUGGAACAUGAUUCUUGUGAUUCAUCAAACAACACUCCUAUAUUGUUUGGGAGACCAUUUUUGAAAACUGCCAAUGCAAAGAUUGAUUGUGGUAAGGAUACUUUAUCUAUGGAGGUAGGAGAUGAAAAAAUAGAAUUUAAUUUUCAUGAUGCAAUGACAUAUCCUUAUAGCAAUGUUUAUUCUAUCACAUGCUAUGACCAAGUUGAUAAGUGUGUGCAGCAAGUUUGUGGAUUAAGCGUAGCUUUGAGCUAUGGCUAUGAUUUUACCAAGAUAAAAGAGAUGAAGAGGCAUAUAUGUGUUCCCCAAAACGUGUACCAAUCAGCAUUGGCUUUGCAAGCUUUGCAAACUAUCCUCCAUGAUGUAGGAGUCAUUCCCCCCAUCACGGACAGUGAAUGGGUGGCAUCAAUCCUUUUGGUACCCAAAAAGACCGGAACCACGUUAGAAGAAAUUCGAAAUGAUGCUUACGAGAAUGCAAGGAUUUACAAAGAAAAGACUAAGAAUCUUCAUGACCGAAUGCUUACAAGAAAGGAGUUUCAUGUUGGAGACAAAGUCCUUCUUUAUCAUUCGCGUUUGAAACUUUUUCCUGGAAAGUUACGCUCUCGUUGGAUUGGACCAUUUGUUGUUUCUAAUGUUUUUCCUUAUGGUGCAGUUGAAAUUACAAGUUUAGAAACCAAUAAAGUACUCAAGGUCAAUGGGCAUCGCUUGAAACCUUUCUAUGAAGGUUGGACGGUAGAACUCACUGCUUCUGUGGAGUUAGCUGAACCAAUCUAUGAAGAAUGAGCAUGCAGCAUGUCGAGCCAAUGACAUAAAACAAAAGCGCUUACUGGGAGGCAACCCAGCACAAAAAAAAAAUCAGAUUUGCUUUCUUUUUUCCCUUAUCUUUUAUGUUUCGCAUUUUACUUUAUUUUUGUCAUUCUCCUAUAUUCCUUUUCUUUUAUUUCAACAUUGAGGACAAUGUUGUGUUUUAAGUGUGGGGGUAUUGGAAGAAUUUUCGUUUUCUUUGUUGUCCUUAAAAAAAAAAAAACUUCAUUUUCUUUGUUAUUUUUAAAAAAAAUUAUGUUUGAUCUUUAGAACUCCUAUUGAUUUUUGAGAAUACGAGUAUUAUGUAUGAGAAUUAGUUGAGAUAGAUGAAGAUAUAAAUCAAAUGAAUGAGUGUGCAUGAAAAUUUUAAACAUUUAAUUGCUUUAAGGAUUGACUUUGAGAAUAUGCCAUGUUGACUUUAUAGUGUUAUACCAAUGCAAGCUUUUGAGCCUUCAACAUUUUUUUUUUUUUUUAUUGUGCAUUCUUUCAAUGAUAUGUAUCUCUAGAACUUGCUUCAUAUCUUGUUGAGAUUACAUUCGCAUUACAUAUAUACAUGAAGAUGAUAAAGGCAUUAGAAAUUUUAACCACUUGAGCCAAAAAGCCAACCUAAAGCAAAUUGUCCUUAGUAAGCCUCUUUUGAGCUUGUUUAUCUUUUCUUUGCUUUAUCCAUGUAUAAGCCUUAACUUUUUAUAUGUUUUCCUUUUCCCCUGGCCAAGGAUUAGUAGAGCAUAUACUUGUGAUAUCUCAUGGAAUUAUAGUUGGAAAUUAUGUGAAAAGAAAGAAGAAGUGAUGCUUGAUGAAAAGAUGGGCAAAGUUGCCAAAGGUGAAAAAAAAAAAAAACAACAAAAAAACAAAAGUAUUCCUUUAUGUUCUUAAGGUUUUAUGUUGAGAGAGCUUGAAAUCAAAAGGAGUUAAGCAUUGGUGAUUAAAGAUGGAAAAUUUAUGUGUUUUGAUGGAAUAUCUUGUUUGAAAUAUCAUUUUUCAGAAUGCUCUACUUUCUUUGGUUUGAACCUUUUCUUUUACUCUCUUUUACCUCACCUUAACCUUAGCCCCAUUACAACCGGAAAAUAAGACCUUUUGAUUCAUGCAUUGCUUGUAAUAUGUUAGUAAUGGAGAUAAGAUUGAAGAGCAAGCUUAUGGUAGAUUAUAUUCAUUGAUUGAAUUUGAGAGAUUUAAACACAUAAGCCCUAAACACGUGAGUGUUGGAGUGUAUAUCAAUGAGAGGACCUAUCACUUUGGCAUGGCAUAGAUUUCAUUUAAAUCCUGACAAUUAAUUGAGCUUUGAAGUUUGCAUGUAAAUGAAUUCAAGAAAAUUUAUACUCUGUAUCCUUCUUGAUUGUAUUCUUGUUUAUAAUGCAUAUAUUCUUGGACAUUGAUGGGAGAUUAAGAGAUUGAUCAUAGUUAUUUUCAAUUUGAUUUUAUCUAUCCUUUCUCGAGGACGAGCAAGAGCUAAGUGUGGGGGUAUUUGAUGUAACCAUAUUAUUCGAUAGUUUCACUCACAUUUAACUAGUGUUUUGCCUAUUGUUUUAUGUAUAAAAUGCCUUGAUAUUCUUUGUUUUAUGUUUUGAAGGCACCUUUAGAUGAAAGAUGCAAAAAGGAGUAAAUUGGAGAUAAUUGGCAGAUUUGAUGUUCAGUCGAUGUUUUGUGCAGAGCGUGAGUUCUAAAAAUCGAAACGAAGUGAUUCCAGUGGCAUUAGAAAGAUAACAUCCAUACCUUUCUGGAAAUCUAAGUGAAGAAAAAUAAAAUGACAAAGAGUAUGGAAAUCACAUCCUUCAAAGUCAAAACUCGCAUUCUGCCAGUGUUGACCUUUGUCCAUUCAAAAUUCAAUAUCUGGAGAUGUUGAUAUCCAAUUGAUGCAAACUCAAUUGUUUUGGAUUCCUGACUCAAAGUUGUAUAAACGCUCCAAAUUUCAGCCAAAAACGAUGUCAUAUGAGGGUGAUAUGAUUUUUCAAAGAUGACAGCUAAAUUCUGCCAGCAAUCAGGUUUCGUGAAGAAACAAAUCCAAAUUACAUCCCGAAGCAUCAAAACCGACAUCCAAGUUUUAAUUUCAGCAAUUUAGCUCCUCAAGAACAUCAAUCCAGAAGGUCAAGGAAGGCAGCCACCAACCUCAAGCCACCAACCUCAAACCACCAACCAGCCGCCAGCCGCCAGCCGCCUUCACACUACCACCAUCUCUUGAUGUUCACACUUGAACUUUGAUUUUUCUUACUUGCAAUUUGUGUAUAAAUAGGCAGCUAAGUUCAUGAUAUUAGGGGAGCCAAGAGAGAGGGAGAGGGAGUGCAGUAGAAUCAAAGAAAGAAGGGUGGCAGCCAUAAGAGAAGAAACACAAACUCUCCCCUCUACAAAUCAGAAAUCAUGUAUUCUUUCAUCUUUAGGAGUAGUUUUUCAAUAGAUAUGCAAGGCUAAGCUCGUUUUCUUGGUUGUAAGGACGCAAACACCUUCAGAUUUCAAGAACUGUGAGAUUUAUUCUUCCAUUUAUUUUUGGUUUGUAUUAUGAAUGAGUAUGUUUGUUUUCCUAUGCAUAUUUCGUAUGAUUGUUUA